Messenger RNA from Mangifera indica (mango), 3167 nucleotides. RefSeq lists its product as uncharacterized. Gene Ontology annotation, molecular function: DNA-binding transcription factor activity; sequence-specific DNA binding. Gene Ontology annotation, cellular component: nucleus. The record is from RefSeq and is a predicted model, not a curated record. Gene Ontology annotation, biological process: regulation of DNA-templated transcription. The coding region runs from base 1 to 2775 and encodes 924 amino acids. The transcript has 4 exons. Lineage: Eukaryota; Viridiplantae; Streptophyta; Magnoliopsida; Sapindales; Anacardiaceae.
AUGAGGGGAGAUGAUUUUGAAAUUGAGCUUCAAAAAUUUGCUACAUGGUUAAAUUAUGAUAAUAACGGGAUUUUGAACAUUCCUGAAGGUUGGAUUUUGGAUUAUCUAUGGUGCGAUCUUGGUGGUAUUGGGCACAAAUGGGCAAGUGUCUAUGUAAGAUAUAGUACUUUUAAAGGUUGCCUUAGUGGAAUUCAAGUAGACACAACUAAAUGGUUGAUUUGUAAAUUGCUUGAAAUCCGAGAUGAUGAUGUUAAGAUUCAGUUUUCCAUGCUUAUUACUUUCAUCGCUUUGAAAUUGGAGAUCACUUUUGAUGAUAAUGAUAAGAUGAAGAUGAUAGAAAAGGUUCAAAAUAAUGGAUGGCAAUCGAUCAUUGUUGAAGGAAAUAAUGAAGAAGAACAAGCGGGUGAAGAGCAAAUUAGAGAAGAGCAAGAGAUGCCUUCAAUGACUAGUGAUCCCAUAACUCAGUGGUGUGGAUUGUCUGAUUCACGGAAAAAGAAACAACAACAAGAAGUGGUUAGCAACAAAAGUAGCUUUUUCUCCUGUAGCAACAACGAACCAACUUCUGCUCUUCAUAUGAGAAGAAGCCAAAGUCCACCCACUUCAGCUUCCACUCUUUCAUCCUCUCUCAACACUACCAUCACCAUCACCACCACCACUGAUAGCACAACUGGUAUCCCACAAGAACCGGUGGCUCCUUUGGUAAAUAAUGAAAAAAAGGACGAGUGGGCAACUGAGUUACAACAGAUGCCAAACGAGUUGGAGCUGAUUAACACUGGAGGUGAAAGAUGCGGUCUUGGUUUGGAAGAUUGGGAUAGCAUGUUAUCCGAAGCGAGUGAAGAACAGUCUAUAUUGAGAUGGAUCGCUGGGGAUGUGGACGACGCGUCAUUUGGACUAAAGCAGCUGUUGCACAGUGGCGGGAAUGGUCAUAACCCUCGUGCUGAUUUUGAUGGCAAUACUGGUUGUAAUAUGGGGAUUAUUGAUCAAGGUUCAAAUUUUGAGUCGAUAGGCGGUGGUCUUGUCUCUGGUAAUGUUAAUGUCAUUAAUUCAGGUGCUUUUUCUUGCUCUGGGUUUGUGUCAAACAACAAUAAAAAUGAGAACGGAAAGAUUGCUGCUGCUUCUUCUGGGUUGGUUAAGCACAAGGCGGUUAUUUUGCAAAGCAACAAUUCUAAUAAUAUGUCAAAUGCAAAUUUUUGUUCAACAGGUAACAGCAAUAUGCCUGUUGUUGGUCCAGUUUCUUUGCCUCCUGGUGUGAUUUACCAACGUUCUCUGUCUCAACACUUUGAAACCCCAGAAAAAAAUCUACAGAUCCUCAAUCCUCAAAUAUUAAUGAACCACCAAGACCAACAGGUGCACUCUCAACAAAAUCCAAACUUUUUGUCGCCUGCAACUUAUACUCCUCAACAGCAAGAUCACCAGCUGCUUCAACCACAACCAAAGCGCCACAACUCUGGAGCAACAAGUUUAGACCUUUCCCCGCAUCAUGUGCUCAAACCACCCUUGUCUGAUCCAGCCCGUGAGUUGUUUCUAAGAAACCAACAACAGCAACAGCACCAGAAGCAGGUGGGUUUUCCUCAAAAUGUGCAGUUUCUUCCUCCUCAUCUUCAUCAAAAGCCUUUGAUGGUCACAAAAAAGGCAAAGGUUUUAGGACCAGAGAGUGAGGAAAUGAUUCGUCAACAACAUGUUUCGCUCGACCAGCUCUAUAAAGUUGCAGAGUUGGUAGGGACUGGGAGUUUCUCACACGCGCAAGGGAUAUUGGCGCGGCUCAAUCACCAGCUCUCUCCUGCAGGUAAGCCCUUUCAAAGGGCUGCGUUCUACUUCAAAGAGGCUCUGCAGUUGCUGCUUCUCAUCAAAAACCAAGCCCCUCCACCACGUACGCCAACCCUUUUUGAUGUUGUUUUUAAAAUGGAAGCUUAUAAGGUGUUUUCUGAAGUGUCUCCUAUUAUUCAGUUUGUCAACUUUACUUGCAACCAGGCUCUGCUAGAGGCUCUUGAUGAUGCUGAUAGAAUCCACAUUGUGGACUUUGAUAUUGGCUUCGGUGCUCAGUGGGCUUCAUUUAUGCAGGAGCUUCCAAUUAGGGGUAAUAGGACUUCUCCUUCAUUGAAAAUAACUGCUUUUGCUUCUCCUUCCACUCACCAUCCUGUUGAGCUUGGGCUUAUGCGUGACAAUCUGACACAGUUUGCUAAUGAAAUUGGUAUUAGUUUUGAGCUUGAUGUGGUUAACUUUGAUUCUUUGGAUCAAACCUCUUAUACACAGCCUAUUUUUCAAUCAAAUGAAAAUGAGGCAGUCGCAGUUAAUUUUCCUGUUUGGUCAUAUUCAAAUCAACCAUAUGUAUCACCCUCUCUCAUUCACUUUGUGAAGCAGCUUUCACCGAAAAUUGUGGUGUCAUCAGAUAGAGGAUAUGAAAGAAAUGACCUAUCAUUUCCAGAUUAUAUUCUUCAUGCCCUCCAGUCAUACAUAAACCUAUUGGAAUCACUAGAUUCCGUUCAUGUUAAUUCUGAUGUCAUGAACAUGAUCGAGAAGUUUCUUCUGCAACCAAGGAUUGAAAGUUCUGUUUUGGGGUGGAUCCGAGUCCUAGACAGAAUGCCUCUGUGGAAAACACUCUUUGCCUCGGCUGGAUAUUCCCCUGUCACAUUCAGUAACUUCACUGAAACACAAGCAGAAUGUCUAGUGAAGAGGACUCCAGUUAGGGGUUUUCAUGUUGAGAAGCGCCAGGCAUCACUUGUGCUUUUUUGGCAAUGCAGAGAGCUGAUCUCAGCAUCAGCUUGGAGGUGCUGAGGAGCAAACGUUUUGCAAACGAGGGGAUUUUUUUAAGCUAAUCACAAUCUACAAAGAGGUUCCAACUUGCUCUCCUUCAAAUAUUAAGUGAAUAAAAAUAUUUAACUGUGUUAUUGGUACAUCAUUCAUGGUUUAAUCCUUGUGAAUUCUUUUGCUUGUGAGUUUCCUCUUUUUGUUGUCUAUCUAGUCUAUGGAAGAGACUUGAGCUUCCAGUUUUACAUAAACUGGAAAAUCUUAGUAGUCUUGUUUUGGACAUGAAUAUAUUGCCAUAAUAUUUUGAUGUUUUCAGUAUGAGAAGCUGCAUUUUCUUCUGGUAAGGGGAUGUUAGUUUAUUGUAUAUGGACUACAAAUAAGAACUAUCAAUGAAUAGAACUUACCAGGUUUUCAGUUUA